This is a messenger RNA of Fusarium pseudograminearum CS3096, 1488 nucleotides long. RefSeq lists its product as uncharacterized. Gene Ontology annotation, cellular component: membrane. The transcript has 5 exons. Gene Ontology annotation, molecular function: transmembrane transporter activity. Gene Ontology annotation, biological process: transmembrane transport. NCBI's taxonomy places the organism in Eukaryota, Fungi, Ascomycota, Sordariomycetes, Hypocreales, Nectriaceae. The record is from RefSeq and is a predicted model, not a curated record. Bases 1 to 1488 code for a protein of 495 amino acids.
AUGGCUGGCGAAGACAUGAUCAAGAAUGUUGGCGAGGAGGUCCGGCUUGAGACUCUGAAUGGAGUCUCAGCUGAUAUCCAUGACCGUGCGACCAAGGAGAAGGCUCUGGUCAGACGAAUCGACAAACGGAUGAUGCCAUUGAUGAUGCUUUUGUAUAUUCUCAACUACCUCGAUCGCAACAAUAUCGCUACAGCGCGGCUUGGCAACUUUGAAGAGGACAUCGGUCUCGUCAACGAACAGUACAAUACUGUCAUCAGUAUCUUCUUUGUUGGAUACAUUCUCACUCAAGUACCUACCAACAUGAUUUUAAACAAGAUGCGACCGUCUAUCUUUUUGCCUUCCGUUAUGGUUUGUUGGGCAACCGUUAGCGCUUGCACUGGAGCUGUUCAGAAUUAUGAAGGCAUGAUUGCCCUUAGGUUCAUCCUUGGCUUUGUCGAGGCACCUUUCUUCCCCGGUGCUCUGUUUCUGUUCAGUUCAUGGUACACCAAGAAGGAACUUGCAGUCCGUAUCUCAGUCCUCUUUGCUGCUGGUCAAAUGGCCGGCGCUUUCGGUGGCCUUCUCGGAAGUGCUAUCAUGGCUGGGAUGGAUGGUAAAGCGGGACUUGCCAACUGGCGAUGGCUUUUUAUCAUCGAGGGAUGCGCAACGUAUCCUGCCGCGGUGGUAACCUACUUUGUCGUCCCCGAUUAUCCUACCACAACGCCCUGGCUCAGUGAUGAAGAACGCCGGAUCGCCAUCCUAAGAAUGGCGGAAGAUGCAAACAAGGAAGAUGAUCGUGCGGAUGUGUCAGCAUGGCAAGGUGCAAAGAUGGCUUUUGCCGACCCUGCACUUUAUAUGAUCUGGAUUAUGCAACUUGGAUUAAACACUGCCGCCGCUUUCACCAACUUCUUCCCCACCAUUGUCAAGACCCUUGGAUACAGCUCGACCAUCACACUUCUACUCUCAGCGCCGCCAUAUGUCUUUGCUGCUAUUCUGGGUAUCACUAAUUCUUGGCAUAGUGAUCGUGUCAACGAACGAUGGCUCCAUAUUGUUUGGCCGCAGGUAUUCUGCAGUGUCGGCUUCAUCAUCUCGGCUGUCACUCUCAACACUGCUGCGCGUUAUGUCGCUACAUUCAUGAUGAUGUCAAUUUAUGGUUCCUUCGGGUGUAUUCUAUCCUGGGUGUCAUCUUCGCUGCCGCGACCCUCGACAAAGCGCGCCAUUUCAUAUGCUGUUGUCAACGCUGGGUCUAACCUUGCUUCCAUCUAUGCUUCAUACUUCUACCCGUCCACCCAGGGUCCACGAUACUGGCAGGCAAACGUAGCAAACGUAGCCUUCAGCGGGCUUUGUAUUAUUAUGGCGACUAUAUUGAGGUUCUUCCUUGCUUGGAGGAACAGAAAGUUGGAAAAGGCAAGGGAACAUGAUAUUCAGAACGAGGGUACACUUAAUGGAAGUGAGACUAGGGCUUUGACAGAGAGGUGGCAGUGUGGUUCUGAGUAUGUUUAUACUCUGUAA